UCCUGAGGCGGACUUCGGCGAUAAUUCCGAAUGCAUAUGAGUAUAUAUAUUUUACUUGGAACCCUUAAAUCAAGAGUCAAGUGGGGCACAGAUUGAGCAAUCCGUUCAUGUGACCCCGACACCUUUAAAUUCUGGGUUCGCCUCUUUAUUCUGUGCGAUAACUCUGAGAAGAUGCUUCCUUUUUGGAGGCGGCUGAGUUGGAAUGAUUGAGAGAAACAAAAACCUAUGUGGACCAUUUUCUAGCUCCACUCCAUUCACUGAUACACAUUUCACAUGAAUUACUAUGUUUUCAAAGAUUCUAUGUCAAGACAACACAUGAUUUCAGAUGGGAUAGGUUGAUUCAGAUAUGAAAAACCCAGCUGCUAUGUGGACCAUUUUCAGCCGUAUCUCUGACUCCGCUCCUGCACAUUUAUCCCAUAUCUCUGGCUUCAGUCCUACACAUUUAACUCAUAUCACUGGCUCCAAUCCUACACAUUUAACCCAUAUCUCUGGCUCCACUCCUACACAUUUAACCCAUAUCUCUGGCUCCACUCCUACACAUUUCACUUUUCUGCUUUGCUAUAAACAUCUAUAGCCUGAUUAGAGAGACAUACAAGUCUUUUCUAUCUGUUGUGUGUGUGACUAAAACAAGAAAAGGCCCAAAAUGGAAAACAAUGCUGUUGAAGUUCCUAAAGGCAAACAACAAGACAUUCCUCUACUGACCCCUUAUACUAUGGGAAUUUUUCAGUUAUCUCAUAGAGUGGUGUUGGCACCAUUGACAAGGCAGAGAUCUUAUGGCAAUGUUCCUCAGCCACAUGCUAUCCUUUAUUACUCACAAAGAACAACAAAAGGUGGUCUUCUAAUAGCAGAGGCCACAGUAAUUUCUGACACUGCCCAAGGGUACAAAGAUACACCUGGUAUAUGGACAAAGGAGCAAGUUGAGGCCUGGAAACCAAUUGUAAAUGCAGUCCAUGCCAAAGGAGGAGUAUUUUUUUGCCAAAUUUGGCAUGUUGGGAGAGUUUCCCACAAAGAUUUUCAGCCCAAUGGACAGGCUCCUAUUUCCUGCACAGACAAGCCAUUAACACCUCAAAUUCGUGCGAAUAGCGGGGAUGUUGCACAAUAUACACCACCACGACGGCUGAAGACAGAUGAAAUUCCUCAUAUUGUUAACGAUUUUCGGCUUGCUGCUAAAAAUGCCAUUGAAGCUGGAUUUGAUGGGGUUGAGAUCCAUGGAGCUCAUGGCUAUCUAAUUGACCAGUUUAUGAAAGACCAAGUCAAUGAUCGAACAGACCAAUAUGGAGGGUCUUUAGAGAACCGUUGUAGAUUUGCACUCGAAGUAGUUGAAGCAGUUGUAAAUGAGAUAGGAGCUGACAGAGUGGGAAUAAGGCUUUCACCAUUUGCAAGCUACAUGGAAUCAGGAGACUCAAACCCGAGCGCUUUGGGACUUUACAUGGCUGAAUCCUUGAAUAAGUAUGGCAUUGCUUACUGCCACAUGGUUGAGCCGAGGAUGAAAACAGUUGGAGAGAAAACUGAAUGUACUGAAAGCCUUGUACCAAUGAGGAAGGCAUUCAAAGGUACUUUUAUGGUAGCUGGUGGUUAUGAUAGAGGAGAUGGAAACGAAGCUGUGGUUGAAGACCGAGCUGAUCUUGUUGCGUAUGGACGUGUAUUCUUAGCUAAUCCAGAUUUACCUAGGCGAUUUGAGCUCGAUGCACCUCUCAACAAGUAUAACAGGGAGACAUUCUAUACAUCUGAUCCUGUUGUUGGUUAUACUGACUAUCCAUUUCUAGAAACCACAACAUGAUGUUAAGGAAGCAUAGGAUAACCUUUUUCCCCUCUUUUAUUUUUUUUAUUUUUUUUUGUGCGUGUGUGUGUGUGUGUUGGUUGUUGGCGGAGAGGGGUUCACCAGAUGCUUCAUGUUGUCUCACAUAAUAAGUUAUCUAUCGAUAACGAUCACUAGCAUUUUAUGCAGUUGAAUUCUGUAUGGUUUUUACAUG
Messenger RNA from Nicotiana attenuata, 1973 nucleotides. RefSeq names its product 12-oxophytodienoate reductase 1-like. NCBI's taxonomy places the organism in Eukaryota, Viridiplantae, Streptophyta, Magnoliopsida, Solanales, Solanaceae. The record is from RefSeq and is a predicted model, not a curated record. Gene Ontology annotation, molecular function: FMN binding; oxidoreductase activity. Bases 644 to 1780 code for a protein of 378 amino acids. The transcript is spliced from 5 exons.